This is a messenger RNA of Cuscuta europaea, 1895 nucleotides long. NCBI's taxonomy places the organism in Eukaryota, Viridiplantae, Streptophyta, Magnoliopsida, Solanales, Convolvulaceae. The record is from the annotation of a GenBank genome assembly.
GGCCAACCGUCCAACUAUCCAAGCCCAAAAAAUACAACCCAAAAAACGAAAUCCCAAUACAUCUCCACAGACCAUGGGACAGCAAGACGCACACGCAGGGCGCUAAUCGGCACUCGACUCGGCCGCCACUUCAGUUCGUAAAUUUCAUUUCCUUCAUCCAGGUAACCAGGAAUUUCAUCAAGCAUGCGCUGAGAAUGUGGAAAAGAGGGCUUGACCCUCACUUGCUGUUUGUUGUCAGACGCUACUCCAAGCAAAGAUGUGACAAUUCUCUUAAGGAGCGUGUCAUCCGAGUUUCGAACAACGUUGCCCGUUUGGGCAGCCCCAAAGAAGGGUCGAAGCCACCACAGUUAAUGUCUUUGCCUCCAUUUUAUGGUCUCCAUUUGCCCAGAAAGAAGUGUGCUACCAGUCCCGGUCAGCCUUCUUGCCGAGUUACUGCCAUUAGCUGGCUCAAAUAUUACUUUGGCGAAAUACCUAGUCCUGUUAUUCAAUUCCAUUUUAAUAAGGGUCUGGUGCAGAUUGAAUGCAGUGAUAUAAAUGAUUCACCUAGCACUGUCAGUUCCAAAAUUUCCUUGAGAAAGAUUAGGCAUCAUGAGAUCAUGGAGAUGGGUGCAAGAGUUUAUGUACCUGUAUCUAUUGUAGAAUCCAAAAUUUCCAAGCGGUUUGAUAUAAUACCAAGUGGCACCUUGUACCCUAAUGCUGAUGAGAUAGCUUACUUGCAACGGCUUGUAACUUACAAGGACUCUGCAUUAAUUGUGCUAAAUAAGCCCCCUAAACUUCCAGUAAAGGGAAGCCUUCCUAUUCACAAUAGCAUGGAUGCUUUGGCAGCUGCUGCACUUUCUUAUGAUUAUGAUGUGGGCCCUAGACUGGUGCAUCAUCUUGAUAGGGAGAGCAGUGGCCUUCUUUUAAUGGGAAGAACAGAAGAAAGCAUCUCCCUUCUUCAUUUGUUUCUCAGUGACUCAGCAAAGAAGAAAUUUCAGUCAAAGGUGUUGCAUGACUCUUGUAAGGCAACACAUCGAAGAUAUUGGGCAUUGGUAAUAGGUUCCCCCAAAGAAAAGGACGGCUUAAUUUGUGCGCCUCUUUCAAAGAGUUCUCCGAAAUCCAAACAGACACCUACUGUUUGGAUAUACUUGGUGAAGAAAAAUGAAGACCCUGAUGGCUCCCUGUCGUUCUCCCGCAGGUGUCUCUUGACAACGGGAAAACUGAAAGGGUUAUCUUGGCUCACAACUCGAGCUUAGAAUCUUCCCAGGAGGCUAUUACAGAAUACCGUGUCAUGGGUCCAAUGAUCAACGGAUGUUCGUGGAUAGAAUUGCGUCCACAUACAAGCAGAAAACAUCAGCUACGUGUGCACUGUGCAGAAGGACUGGGUUGUCCCAUCGUGGGUGAUUACAAGUACGGCUGGUUUGUACAUAAAAAGUGGAAGCAGAUGCCGAGAGUUGACGUGGAGCCCACAACCGGGAAACCGUACAGAAUGAGGAGACCAGAAGGGUUGGAUGUGCAUAAAGGAAGUGUGCUGUCUAAGGUUCCGUUGUUGCAUUUGCAUUGCCGGGAGCUCCUGCUUCCCAACAUUGCCAAGCUUCUAGAAAUUCAUCAUGGUAAAACGUUAAAAAGCUUUACUAAUGUCAAUGGUAGCAACGACACAGUUUCAAAACCUGAUCUCCUUCGCUUUGUAGCUCCAAUGCCAUCUCAUAUGAAAAUUAGUUGGAAUCUCAUGUCGUCUUACUUGAUUUGAAAACAAUAAAAACUGAAUGAUAAUCAUUAACCUAUAUAUGUGAACCAUUUGAAGUUUUUUACUCUUCAUAUUGCUUCAUUUUUACUCGAGACAUUGAUUUUCUAAUUGACACCAAAAGCUGCAAAGAUGUUAUCAAUUCAACCUUCAUGAUUUUGGCAUAUUGGAC